Colossoma macropomum (tambaqui) is the source of this 2503-nucleotide messenger RNA. It is a transcript of the gene sec14l1, whose product is annotated as SEC14-like protein 1. The transcript has 16 exons. NCBI's taxonomy places the organism in Eukaryota, Metazoa, Chordata, Actinopteri, Characiformes, Serrasalmidae. The record is from RefSeq and is a predicted model, not a curated record. The coding region runs from base 267 to 2363 and encodes 698 amino acids. Gene Ontology annotation, molecular function: RIG-I binding. Gene Ontology annotation, biological process: negative regulation of RIG-I signaling pathway. Gene Ontology annotation, cellular component: cytosol; cytoplasm.
AGAGGCGGAGUUAGAGGAAGUGAAGGCAAGUGCAGGCUAACUGAAUGAGCACUUCAGCAGAGUUGUGUAACAUCUGUCAGCUCCAACCGGGAGAAUAAACCGGGAUUUUUUUAAUAAACGUCACCGUAAUGGAGUGGAUUUAACGGAUAGUGUGAGUCUUCAUGUCCCUGGACUGCUGGACUGUUAUUUUUGUAAGCCCUGUCCCGGAGUCUCAGUCACAGCUACUUUUAAGAGCUCGCUGGUAAGGAGAAGGUGAAGCUGCAGCCAUGGUGCAGAAAUAUCAGUCACCAGUGAGGGUUUACAAAUACCCCUUUGAACUCAUAAUGGAGGCCUACCAGAGAAGAUUCCCAACAUGUCCUCUCAUCCCCAUUUUUGUACACAGUGACAUUAUCUACGAGAGCAAGAGUGAGGAUGGAGCGACUCAUGUCAUUGAGCGCAGAUGCACUCUCGACGUGGACGCCCCUCGACUACUGAAAAGGAUAGCAGGGGUGGAAUAUCUGUACUUUGUGCAGAAGAACACCCUGGACUGGAGACAGAGAACACUGCAUAUUGAAGCCUACAAUGAGUCCUUUUCCAGCAGAGUGGUCGUCAGAGAGUACUGCAGCUACACGGUGCACCCGGAAAAUGAGGACUGGACGUGUUUUGAGCAAUCAGCCAGCAUGGAUAUGAAGUCCUUCUUCGGCUUUGAGAGCACAGCAGAGAAGAUCGCCAUGAGGCAGUAUGCCGCCAGUAUUAAAAAGGGGAAGGAGAUAAUUGAGUAUUAUCUCAGGGAGCUGGAGGCAGAGGGUGUAACCUUCAUACCCCGCUGGAGCCCUCCUUCCACUAGCGCUAUAGUUAGCUCAGCCAAAGCCAUCCCAACAUCCAGCAGCAGAGAGGAGCACAGCAGAGCCCCCAACAGCCCUGCAGAGGUCUUACCUGGGUCUCCCGAAGAUAAGCUAGAUGCAGACUACAUCAGGCGCUAUCUGGGAGAGCUGAGCCCUCUGCAGGAGAGCUGCCUCAUCCGUCUGCGACAGUGGCUGCAGGAAACACACAAGGGCAAGCUCCCCAAAGACCAGCAUGUGCUGCGCUUCCUGCGCUCACGGGACUUCAGCCUGGAGAAGGCUCGGGAGGCACUGUGCCAGACGCUGACCUGGAGGAAACAGCACCAGGUGGACUUCCUUUUGGACACGUGGCAAUGUCCGCAACUGCUGCACGACUACUACACAGGAGGAUGGCACCAUCACGACAAAGAUGGCCGCCCCCUCUACAUCUUACGACUGGGACAAAUGGACACCAAAGGACUUGUGCGUGCACUGGGAGAAGAGAGUCUUCUUAGACAUGUGCUGUCCAUCAAUGAGGAAGGUCUCAGACGCUGUGAAGAGAACACAAAUAUCUUUGGUAGACCCAUCAGCUGCUGGACAUGCCUGGUGGAUCUGGAGGGGUUGAACAUGAGGCACCUGUGGAGGCCGGGGAUUAAAGCCCUGCUGAGGAUCAUUGAGGUGGUGGAAGCAAAUUACCCUGAGACACUAGGACGGCUGCUUAUAGUGAGGGCUCCCAGAGUCUUCCCUGUGCUCUGGACGCUGAUCAGCCCGUUUAUUGAUGAGAAUACUCGUAAGAAGUUCCUCAUCUACGCUGGGAACGAUUAUCAGGGCUCAGACGGCUUGGUGGAUUACAUCAGCAGAGACUUCAUCCCUGAUUUCCUUGGAGGAGACUGUCAGUGUGAUGUCCCAGAAGGCGGGCUGGUCCCCAAGUCUUUAUACCACACAGCUGAGGAGCUGGAGAACGAGGAGGUCAAACUUUGGACUGAAACCAUCUACAAAACUGCCAGUGUGUUCAAAGGAGCUCCACAUGAGCUGCUGAUUGAGAUCACAGAGGUGUCCUCCGUCAUCACCUGGGACUUUGAUGUGUGUAAAGGUGACAUCAUCUUCAACAUCUACCACUCUAAAAGAGCUACACAGCCUUCGAAGAGAGAGACCCUGGGUAGUCAUGGCCUGGCGGGACCUAGCGGUAACAACAUGCAGGUGAUUGACAGGUCAUGGAUGUUGGGGCAGGAUUACAGCAUGGUGGAGUCAGCCCUCACCUGCAGGGAAGGGGAGAGCAUACAGGGAUCUCAUGUGACACGCUGGCCUGGCUUCUACAUCCUGCAGUGGCGGUUCCACAACACACCAGCCUGUUCUGCAUCCAGCCGUGUGGACGAUGUCCUGGCCUCACUGCAGGUCUCCUCCCACAAGUGCAAGGUCAUGUACUACACCGAAGUGCUGCACUCUGCCGACUUCAGGGGUUCAAUGACCAGUCUGGCGUCCAGUCACAGCGGUUUCUCCCAGCUUAGUGCUGCCACCACCUCUUCUGGCCAGUCACAUUCCAGCUCUGUCACUUCUCGAUAGAACCAGAAAUCAACGUCCCCCCCAACCCAAAGAGAAAACUGAACUUGCCUUACAGUGCAAAGUCACACAUGACAUACAGUCUGAGAUGAAUGGAACUGUCAGUAAAGCACAUGUAAAAGUAUGUAAUUCUUGUAUAAAAC